Hyaena hyaena (striped hyena) is the source of this 3375-nucleotide messenger RNA. It is a transcript of the gene ZNF598, whose product is annotated as zinc finger protein 598, E3 ubiquitin ligase. Gene Ontology annotation, biological process: rescue of stalled cytosolic ribosome; protein ubiquitination. The record is from RefSeq and is a predicted model, not a curated record. Lineage: Eukaryota; Metazoa; Chordata; Mammalia; Carnivora; Hyaenidae. Gene Ontology annotation, molecular function: ribosome binding; ubiquitin protein ligase activity. The transcript has 12 exons. The coding region runs from base 38 to 2776 and encodes 912 amino acids.
CGCGCCGCGCCGGCCGGAGGGGCCCGCAGCCCGGACCAUGGCGGCGGCGGGUGCCGACGGGCGGCGCGCGGCCCUGGAGGCGGCGGCGGCGGCGGCCCCCGAGCGGGGCGGCGGGAGCUGCGUGCUGUGCUGCGGGGACCUGGAGGCCACGGCGCUGGGCCGCUGCGACCACCCGGUGUGCUACCGCUGCUCCACCAAGAUGCGGGUGCUGUGCGAGCAGCGCUACUGCGCCGUGUGCCGCGAGGAGCUGCGCCAGGUGGUCUUUGGGAAGAAGCUUCCCGCCUUUGCCACAAUCCCCCUCCACCAGCUGCAGCACGAGAAGAAGUAUGACAUCUAUUUUGCAGAUGGAAAAGUUUUUGCCUUGUACAGGCAGCUGCUUCAACAUGAGUGCCCACAGUGCCCCGAGCUGCCGCCGUUCGGCCUCUUCGGGGACCUGGAGCAGCACAUGCGGAGGCAGCACGAGCUCUUCUGCUGCAAGCUCUGCCUCAGACACCUCAAGAUCUUCACGUACGAGCGCAAAUGGUAUUCACGCAAGGACCUGGCACGGCACCGCAUGCAGGGGGACCCUGACGACACGUCGCACCGAGGGCACCCGCUCUGCAAGUUCUGUGACGAGCGCUACCUGGACAACGACGAGCUGCUCAAACACUUGCGGCGCGACCACUACUUCUGUCACUUCUGUGACUCGGACGGGGCCCAGGACUAUUACAGCGACUACGCCUACCUGCGCGAGCACUUCCGGGAGAAGCACUUCCUUUGUGAGGAGGGUCGCUGCAGCACCGAGCAGUUCACCCACGCCUUCCGCACCGAGAUCGACCUCAAGGCGCACAGGACGGCCUGCCACAGCCGCAGCCGCGCCGAGGCCCGCCAGAACCGCCAGAUCGACCUGCAGUUCAGCUACGCGCCGCGGCACUCGCGCCGGAACGAGGGGGUCGUCGGGGGCGAGGACUACGAGGAGGUGGACAGGUACACCCGCCAGGGCCGUGCGGGCCGGGCCGGCGGCCGUGGAGCCCAGCAGAGCCGCCGAGGAAGCUGGAGGUACAAGAGGGAAGAAGAGGACCGGGAAGUGGCAGCUGCCAUCCGGGCCUCGGCGGCCGCGCAGCAGCAGCAGCAGCAGCAGCAGCAGCAGGAGACACGCAAGAGUGAGGACCGGGAGGAGGGCAGCAGGCCCAAGAAGGAGGAGGCAGGGGUGCGGGGGCUGGAGGAGCUCCGCGGUGCCCGGCGCCCGCCCCGGACUCAGGGUGAAGGUCCAGGCCCCAAGGAAGCCUCAACAAACGGUCCUGUAAGCCCGGAGGCCCUCCCGGCAGCCAGCCCGGCCGCAGGGGCCGCACUUCCAAGCACCCUCCCCGCCCCGACUUCGAAGCUCAAGGAGGAAGACUUCCCCAGCCUCUGCGCCUCCGUCGCCUCUCCCUCCUCCUCGUCUGCCGCCGGGGCCGCCCUGGGCCCCUCGGGGCCGGCGCUCGCGUCCCAUGUCUCUGCCAGGGGCAGGGGCACCUUCCAAGAGGACGACUUCCCGGCCCUGGUGCCCUCCGCCUCCAAGCCCGGCUCCGCCCCCACCAGCCUCAUCUCCGCGUGGAACAGCAGCAGCAGCAAGAAGGCGGCGCGUCCCUCCGCAGGGGCCCAGGCUGCGGGCGGGAGCGGCCAGCCCUCCAGGAAGGCCGGCAAGGGGGGCAAGGGCGGCAAGAAGGGCGGGCCUCCCCCCUUGGAGGAGGAGGCGGAGGAGGGCCGCGCCGGCCUCACCGCCCAGGAGCUGCGGAGCGUGCCCACCACGGUGGCCGUCUCCUCCCUGCUGGCGCUGGCCUCCACCCAGACCGUCACCAAGGUUGGCAAGAAGAAGAAGGUGGGCUCAGAGAAGCCAGGUGCUGCAUCGCCGCCCCUACCACCCGCUGACAGAGAUGGGCCCCCUGGGGCCGAGCGGGCCCCCGGCGCCCCCACUGGCAGGGCCGAGGGGCCAGUCGCUGUCAUCGUCAACGGACACACAGAGGGGCCGGCCCCGGCUCGGAGCACACCCAAGGAGCCCCCUGGGCUCCCGCGGCCCCUAGGGCCCCUCUCCUGCCCCACAGCCCAAGAAGACUUCCCAGCACUGGGAGUCCCCUGCCCACCCAGGAUGCCCCCUCCCCCAGGUUUCAACGCCGUGGUGCUCCUGAAGGGCACUCCACCCCCGCCCCCACCCGGCCUGGUGCCCCCCGUCAGCAAGCCGCCCCCCGGCUUCUCCGGCCUCCUGCCCGGCCCACACCCGGCCUGUGUCCCCAGCACUGCCACCACCACGAAAGCACCCAGGCUGACACCUGCACCACAGGCCUACCUGGUGCCCGAGAACUUCCGGGAGAGGAACCUGCAGCUCAUCCAGUCUAUCAGGGACUUCUUGCAGAGCGACGAGGCCCGCUUCAGCAAGUUCAAGAGCCACUCGGGGGAGUUCAGACAGGGCGUGAUCUCCGCGGCCCAGUAUUAUAAGAGCUGCCGUGACCUGCUCGGGGAGAACUUCCAGAAGAUCUUCAACGAGCUGCUGGUGCUCCUGCCCGACACGGCCAAGCAGCAGGAGCUGCUGUCUGCACACGCGCACUUCCACGGCCGAGAGAGGCCUCCGGGCACCAAGGCCAAGAAGAAGAAGAACGCAUGGCAGGCCAGCACCCGGCCGGCAGACCUGGACUGCUGCGUGUGCCCCACCUGCCAGCAGGUGCUCGCGCACGGGGACGUCAGCAGCCACCAGGCCCUGCAUGCCGCCCAGGACAGCGACUUCCCCUCCCUGCAAGCCAUCGCCAGGAUCCUCACGUAGCCCCCGCCAGCACGGGCAGGAGCCGCCACACCCUCCUUCCUUCCUGCUGGCUGCCACGCAGCCGGGGUCCCCGGGAGGCCGCCUGCUCCGGGCCCUCAGCCGGCCCGCCCGCCAGGGGCCACCAGGAAGGCCCACCCUGCCCUGUCCGCACACCAUCGCGUGGGAGUCCACCCAGUGGCCUCCUGGGAGCCGGGCGAAGGCCUCAGUGGCGGGCCGGUCUUGGUUUGUGUUUUCAUGCUUUUGAAAGUUGCGAGGGGAGGGAAGGGCUGAGAGGCCGGAUCCUGUCCGUGCUGUGUGAGCUGGUGGCAACAGUGGCUGUGUCCAGGCCACACACCCCCACCCCGGCUGGAGGGCUGCGGCACCGUGGUCCCCAAGUCAGCAGAUGUGGGUCCACCCGUGCUGGAGUCAGGUGUUGAGCGUGUUGUGUAAACAGUUGGCUGUUUCGUGAUUCAAGAACGUUCAGGAUUAAAAGCAGACACGAAAUUGUGCUACUUGAAGUUGUAUCUUUUUAUGAGACAAGCUGAAUCUGGGAUCUCAAAUUGCCUCUGACGUUUUAUAAGACCGUGUAUCUUCAAAUAAAUUUAUUUUGCAAUAACGCA